Molecule: messenger RNA, 555 nt
Organism: Suillus fuscotomentosus
Lineage: Eukaryota; Fungi; Basidiomycota; Agaricomycetes; Boletales; Suillaceae
Exons: 2
Coding region: 1-555 (184 amino acids)
Biological process (GO): regulation of DNA-templated transcription
Molecular function (GO): DNA-binding transcription factor activity, RNA polymerase II-specific; zinc ion binding
Source: RefSeq, a predicted model, not a curated record
AUGUCAGAAUCUCCCUCUCCGUGCUCCCCUCGUAGCACAACUUUCCUGCCCGCUUCGCAUUGUGAUGCAUCAGAAGCCCCAAUGACCGUCCCUAGCCAGUCUUAUAUGUUUGUCGAGGUCGAAUCAUCAACUCCAGCAUUCAUACAUACAAACCAACAGCACUACCACUCCCCAAACGAAACUUCUUCUCACCCCCAUGGCGGAAAGACGGGAUCCCCUUAUCAACGUUCACCGUCCCCGAGGGGAGCAUUACGGAUAUCGCCGUCACCACACCCCAAACGAUCGAUGGAUAAGAAACCAGCGCUUGCAUGCUUAUUCUGCCGAGGCCGGAAAAUUGCGUGUGGCCCACCCGUACCGGGUAGCAAAGACAGGACAUGCAAUCAGUGCGCUCGUAGACAUUUGAAAUGCGAAUAUCCACUAGAGUCGCGUCGGGGAAUGAGGAAGCGCCGGUCGCUGAUUCCCCGAGGAAGCGGCUCUCCGCCACCCGAAAGCAAUGCAGGGAAUCCAAAAGUGAUAAGGCCGGGUCGAAAACGAUCUGUGGACAAACGGCCAUAG